UCAUUCAUGGGAUCCUACUGAGAUCCCUUUAUUAUUCCCAAGCAGGAAGAAUUAUCAACACUAUUAAGCACCAUACACCAGGGUCCCCAGGGCGCCCUCAUUGCCCUCCCACUGUCCUGCAAGCACAAACCACCCUGUGUGGUGUUUGUCUUUUUCUGGGUUUGCCACCUCCCCCAGUGAGGGAAGGAGCAUUUCCAGGCAGGGAGCAAGGGAUGCAAGCCUGGGACAGGCAAGCCCCUGGACACAUCCUUUCCAAGUACUGAAGCCCCCAUUACUGGUCCCUGAUAUGAAGGAGAAACUAAUUCAGAGGCCAUGGCUGUUCAGAAAAUGAGGACCCUGAGACCUGAGCUUGAGUCCCUGCUCUGCCCUGACCAGUCACCUGGCCUGUCACCUGACCUCAGUGAGACUUCCUGCUUCCUGUCUCCGUUCUUAGGGUGGCUACGAGGGAGGAUAGAAUGGAACCUUGCUUUGUGGUUAACACAGCCCUCAUCCCCAUGGCUGAUACUUAGUCAAAGGCCUCUGUAGAUCCUGUGGCUAUAGUUCCUGAGCCCCCCCCCCCCCGAGAAUUCCCCAUGAUGCUCAAGCUGCUAGUAUCAGCUGAUCAGACUAUCUUUAAUCACAGUAAUGUGGCUAGUAAAUGGUAAUAUGCUGGUGUUUUGAAGAAAAAAUGCUUGCCGGUCCUAAUGGUGACACUCUGAGCUAGCUAUUCUGUAAGCUUGCACAAGUGCAAAAAGAUACUUUGUGUUCUUUGUGACUUUGGGAGGAAGACCAUGGGGAGGGUGUUAAACUUCAUUUUAAUAAAUGAUAAGGAGCAGGGAACUCGAGCAGUUCGUGGCUACAGGGUACCAUCGGCCAGACACUUCAGAAGGGCCUUGCUUUGGCGUUUGCUGGCUUUCCUGUGUUUCACACCAGCCUUGAGGAGGCAUCACCCACACUAUGCAGUGCACAUUCAAAAGCAAAUGUCUUAGCCUCUCUCCAGAGCGUUUGCUUCAUACCAGGUGGUCCCACAGAUUCCUUUGUGUCCGCUGAUUGUGGGAGAAGUGUGAGGAGGACAGAGCUUGGGAAAAUGAAUUAAGAUGGCCACAGAGGCAGAGGUGGCUACGUUCAUCACUGGGCUGCCUGACUGCCCGGCGUAAAAGCUCAUGGCUCUCUGUGCCAUGAGGCAGGAGCCUUAGGCAACCCCAGGUCGAUUUUGAACAAAGAGAGGGGCCCUUCGGCCCACAGCCAUGCCCUCGCCUUGUUGCUAUGGAGGUCAUCAUCCUUAGAAAACUCAGGUAAAACACAAGUCAGUCGUUAUGGCAACCCUGGGCCCCUCUGGGCCUUCUCAGAAGCCUUGGAUAAUGAUGGCCAGCAUCCUGAUACCACAGAGGGAGCACAGCAACAUGGACCCAUUGGACCCAAUUGGCACGGGCCCUACCAAGGUCUUCCAGCUGCACGGAGUCCCUCCUCUGAGUAUUCGCUGUGAGAGCUUUGCUGCUUUCCCUACCAGAUGGUGCCCCUGUGACUCCCAGCCCUGCCAAAAUGGAGGCACGUGCAUUCCAGAAGGUGUGGAUAGGUACCACUGUCUCUGCCCACUGGCAUUCGGAGGGGAAGUCAACUGUGCCCCGAAGCUGAGCCUGGAAUGCAGAAUCGAUGUCCUCUUCCUGCUGGACAGUUCUGCAGGCACCACAUUGGGGGGCUUCCGGAGGGCCAAGGCCUUUGUCAAGCGCUUUGUGCAGGCCGUGCUGAGGGAGGACUCCCGAGCCCGCGUUGGGAUAGCCAGUUAUGGCAGGAAUCUAAUGGUGGCGGUGCCCGUCGGGGAGUACCAGCAUGUGCCGGACCUGAUCAGGAGCCUUGACAGCAUUCCCUUCAGCGGUGGCCCGACCCUAACCGGGAGUGCCUUGCUCCAGGUGGCAGAGCACGGCUUUGGGAGUGCCAGCAGGACUGGUCAGGACAGGCCACGCAGAGUAGUAGUUCUGCUCACUGAAUCACGCUCCCAGGAUGAGGUGUCUGGGCCAGCAGCUCACGCAAGGGCUCGGGAGCUACUCCUCCUGGGCGUGGGCAGUGAGAUCCUGCAGGCGGAGCUGGUGAAGAUCACCGGUAGCCCGAAGCAUGUGAUGGUCCACACAGACCCUCAGGACCUGUUCAGCCAAAUCCCAGAGCUGCAGAGGAGGCUAUGCAGCCAGCCACGGCCAGGCUGCCAGGCACAGUCACUGGACCUGGUCUUCCUGUUGGAUGCCUCUGCCUCUGUGGGACGUGAGAACUUUGCCCAAAUGCAGAGCUUCAUCAGGAAAUGCACCCUCCGGUUUGAUGUGAAUCCUGAUGUGACACAGGUUGGCCUGGUGGUAUAUGGCAGCCGGGUGCAGACUGCCUUCGGGCUAGACACCCAUCCCACCCGGGCUGCCGUGUUGCGGGCCAUGAGCCAGGCUCCCUACCUAGGGGGUGUGGGUUCUGCUGGUACAGCCUUGCUGCACAUUGAGGACAAGGUGAUGACGGUCCAGAGGGGUGCCCGCCCCGGUGUCCCCAAGGCCGUGGUGAUGCUCACAGGCGGGAGUGGGGCAGAAGAUGCAGCUGUCCCUGCCCAGAAGCUGAGAGGCAAUGGCAUCUCAGUCUUGGUUAUGAGCGUGGGAGCCGUCCUCAGGGAGGCAGUACGGAGGCUUGCCGGUCCACGCGACUCCCUGAUCCAUGUGGCAGCUUACACAGACCUUCCGUACCAUCAGGACAUGCUCAUCGAGUGGCUAUGUAGAGAAGCCAGGCUGCCAGUCAACCUCUGCAAGCCGAGCCCAUGCAUGAAUGAAGGCACCUGUGUCCUGAAGAACGGCAGUUACCGAUGCGAGUGCCGGGGUGGCUGGGAAGGCCCCCACUGUGAGAACCGCAUCUUGAGAGGAGAUGCCCCCAUGGCACGUAGCUUCCACCAAGAGCCUGCAGGACUACAAGGGCCAACCCCCUCGCAGCAAGCUCCCAAGCAUCUUAGAAUCGGAAAGGCCCUGUCCUCCGCCAAGUAAAUCUCCCGGGGGCCCUGGAGCAUCAGCUUCCAGCUCUGCCACAGGGGACACUGCUUGGGACAGUAGCAGCUGUCGCUAUGGUGAUGUUGGGAACGACUACUGCGUCAGCAUUUAUCCCCUGAAUCCGUUUGUACCUUGCUGAGGUAAGCUGCCUGUCAUUUUUCCUGAGGAUAAGAGGCAGGCCAGAGAGAUCUGACGACCUGCUUGAGGGUCAUCACAGAUGCUAGACAGAUGUUCCUGAGGUGGUAGCGCUUUGAAGAAGACUCUGUCAGAGCUCACCGCCUGGUGAUUGGUGCAAAAAGUGGGUUUCUCCCUGUUCCAAAAGACAGCUCCUGUGGAUUUCAUUUGCAAAGGGAUUAUGUGUCAUUUGUGACGUUUUCUGGUGACCAGAUCUGUGUGUGGGAGAGACCUGGGAAGGUCUCAGACAGCCAUUUGACCAAUUACUCAGUUUGCACGUAGGGGAGGGACAUGUGUGAACAGCCGUGUACGAUUGGUCUGGGCGCUGAGCAACGGCCUCCAGAGGGGCUUCCUUUCAGAGAUUACUCAGGAGAGAGUGGCAGUGAGUGCUGCCCUCCUCUUAGUGGUGGCAAUGAUGGGCAGACUUCUCAAACUCAGCAAGGGAGGGAUGAGGGGUUGCCCAGGAGGUUUGCUUUCAAAGCUUACUGUGCUGCUCUGUUUUAAUGUGCAUCUCACGCCCACUCGGUAAUGUCUCAAGACAGAUUGGUUGGUUGUUCGUCCAUCAGGACUGUAUCCGCUGGCAACGAGGCUUCUUUGGAAUAUCUUUGGGAAACUAGGUACUUAACUGCAGCGCUAACACAUCAGUCUCCCCCCACACCCCUUCCCCACCCUGCCCCUUUCUUGUGCUGUUUGAAGCUGGGUUUUCAGAAGAAGCCAUGUGUAGCGCUCUGGGAGAUGAGAAGCAUUGGUAAGGGUGUGUAUCUUUGUGCAGCCAAUGCUGUAAACUCUGUUUGUGUUCUGUGUGCCAGGCUGGCUGGCUGAGGUGCUACUCCACGUCUGCAGGAUGCUCUCCCCGUCUCUGACCCACAUUUUCUUCCUUCACAUUUAUACACUGGGGAUGUAAACUUUACGUAUUGUUAUAUUUCAAUCAUCGAACCAAUAUGUAGACAUUGUCACAGCAGAAUAGUGCUGAUGUCUUCGUGGAACACCAGGACUUCCCAAACACCCGUGCAGCUGUAGUCACAGUACCUUCCUGUAAACUCCUGUCCUGGUCUGUUAUAUUCUACUUUACUCUGGGUUGUCAGUACCAUGUUCAAGGAGUCAGAAUUUGGUCUUGAUGGUUUUUAAACAUAAAAUAAAACAUUUAUGUCCUUAA
Molecule: messenger RNA, 4317 nt
Organism: Mus musculus (house mouse)
Lineage: Eukaryota; Metazoa; Chordata; Mammalia; Rodentia; Muridae
Gene: Vwa2
Product: von Willebrand factor A domain containing 2
Exons: 6
Coding region: 1296-2984 (562 amino acids)
Biological process (GO): regulation of insulin receptor signaling pathway
Cellular component (GO): extracellular region; extracellular matrix
Molecular function (GO): identical protein binding; calcium ion binding
Source: RefSeq, a predicted model, not a curated record